AUGAUGCUCAAAGCUUUGCUGCUCUGCGCCGUGCUGGCAACCGUGCAAAGCGUGCCAACCAUCCGGCCCGAUGACAUCCCGCUCGACAAACGGGCCUGGGGUCCCGAUCUGCACUGCGCGCUGAGCCUUGACGACACAGAUGGAUCGGUCUUGAUGGUGCAGGAGUUCAAGCUCAACAUCUCCCCCGAUUGGAACAACGCUCAGCUUAGCAACUUCUGGCCCAAUCCCGGCUGGGCACAAGGCAGAGGUUCUUUCACGGAUGGCGGCAAUCGUCACUGUGCUUGGACGCUUCACGUUACCAUGGCAGACCAGGACACUUGGCCAUCAGACGUUGCGGUCACCUUGCGAAUUGACCACCAUUGGUCUACCAAUACGCCUUUUGGUUUCCAAGUGGGUCAAGUUUUUGUCAAUGGUGGCGAGCUACUCGAUGGCCAAUAUAGCGUAGGCGGUCUCAAGUGCAACCAGAAGUCGAUCCCCUACAACAAGAACGUCGGCGCAGUGGAAGCAGCCCAAGCGGCGCAAAGACAAGUGCAAGUGGAACGUCGUCUGCCUGUCAAUCUCGACUUGGGCUAUCUCAUGCUGACCGACCCAAACGCCCUGGAUGCUCAGCAAUUCUCUGAAGACAGAGAGGUCACUCUGCGAGCAAAUGCGAGGGAUGGAACCCAACUCCUCAUCAAUGCCAUCUUUGCACAGAGCAUACAGAGCUCCUCGGAUGGUCCACUCGCUCAAUUGCCACCGCCUGCCCUCAUGCUGCCCAGAGAGAAGGCUCUACCCAAGCCGAAACCGCCAACGAAAUGGGAGAAAUUCGCCAGAUCAAAGGGUAUCACGACCAAGGCCAAGAAGGAUCGUCUCGUCUUUGACGAGGAGAAGCAGGACUGGGUGCCAAGCUAUGGCUACAAAGGCAAGAACAAGCAGACUGAAGAUCAAUGGAUUGUAGAAGUACCCAACAAUGCCGACCCGUCGUUCGAUCCCGUGAAAGCGAGCAAAGACGAGCGCAAGGCGAGGAAGCUCAAGAACGAGCAACAGCGCCUCCGCAAUAUCACAAGGACAGCCACUGCGCCAACCACUGUUGCCGCUGCUGCGGCAAAGGAAAAACAAGCUAUCGCUGCUUCUAAAGCUCUCGCGGGCGCCAAACUCGACAGACCAGAGCAGGCUGCCCGCAAGCGAGAACUAGAGAGCGAGUUGGCAACGACCAAGAAGAGCACCGCUAGUCUCGGUCGCUACGACACCCAGCUCAAAGGCGAAGGCAAAGUUCGAGGUGUCAAACGCAAGUUCGAGGCAGCAACGAUGCCUGCAGGCGAUGAGCGAGAAAAGGCACUCACCCUGCUGCGCGAUCUGUCUACCAAGGGUCCCAAACGACUCGGUGCGGGCGAGUCCACCGUCAAUGCUCGCAAAGCAAUCAACACUGCCUCUGCCGGUCGCGGUGCCGCGUCUCUUGUACGUUCUGCAGAGGGCAGAAGCAGCUCAGCUCGAGGUAGAGGCAGAGGCAGGGGUCGCAAGUAG
Molecule: messenger RNA, 1503 nt
Organism: Mixia osmundae IAM 14324
Lineage: Eukaryota; Fungi; Basidiomycota; Mixiomycetes; Mixiales; Mixiaceae
Exons: 7
Coding region: 1-1503 (500 amino acids)
Biological process (GO): ribosome biogenesis; endonucleolytic cleavage in ITS1 to separate SSU-rRNA from 5.8S rRNA and LSU-rRNA from tricistronic rRNA transcript (SSU-rRNA, 5.8S rRNA, LSU-rRNA); ribosomal large subunit export from nucleus
Cellular component (GO): nucleolus; preribosome, large subunit precursor; nucleus
Molecular function (GO): protein binding
Source: RefSeq, a predicted model, not a curated record